Messenger RNA from Gadus chalcogrammus (walleye pollock), 534 nucleotides. RefSeq names its product gamma-crystallin M2-like. The coding region runs from base 10 to 534 and encodes 174 amino acids. NCBI's taxonomy places the organism in Eukaryota, Metazoa, Chordata, Actinopteri, Gadiformes, Gadidae. The transcript has 3 exons. The record is from RefSeq and is a predicted model, not a curated record. Gene Ontology annotation, biological process: lens development in camera-type eye; visual perception. Gene Ontology annotation, molecular function: structural constituent of eye lens.
ACAGCCAGCAUGGGGAAGGUAAUAUUCUACGAGGAAAGGGACUUCCUGGGCCCCAGUGUUGAGUGCACGUCUGAGUGCAGGGACCUGUUGUGCCAACUGAACCACUGCAACUCCAUCAGGGUGGAGUGUGGCGCCUUCAUGAUCUACGAGAGUCUGGAGUUCGCGGGCACCCAGUACUUCCUCAGGAAGGGCGACUACCCCGAUUACCACAGCUGGAUGGGCUGCAAUGACUCCAUCCGCUCAUGUCGCCUCAUUCCCCAAGAGUCCGGGGCCUUCACCAUGCGUCUGUACGAGAGGAUAGAGUUCGGGGGUCAGGUCAUGGACCUGGCCGACGACUGUCCCAACGUUGUAGAGCGCUUCCACAAGAACGACAUCUUCUCUUGCAACGUGAAGGGCGGCCAUUGGCUCUUUUACGAGCAUCCCCACUACCGGGGGAAGAUGUACCUGAUACGGCCCGGCGUGUACAACCGCUUCAGCGAGUGGGGCGGCAGGACGGCCAGGGUGGGCUCCAUCAGACGCAUCAUGGACUAUUGA